CGACACGUGACGUGUCUCUGUCAACAGAACAAUGGCGGAUACCGUGGAGGAAGCGCAGGGCAGCUGGGACCAGGAUUUAGCUGAGGCUCUGGACUCUGGUGGGUCAGACAGUGAGAUGGAGAGGGGCAUCAUGCAGAUCCAAGAGCAUUCAGUUGAACACAAAGCCAAAAUGUGGAAGAUUGCCCUGAACGUCUCCGGAAAAGGAGACAGCCUGUCCCCGUGGGACGGUGUGCUUGAUUUACCAGAACAGACGCUCAUUCACAACCGCAGUCAGCAGCUGAUUGACCAGCUGGGAGUUUCAGAGGAGGAGAGGGGCGAGAUGGUGUCCGACGUGGAGUCGGUCAUCACAUUCUACUGCAAGUCUCGCAACAUCACCUUCACCCCCGAGCUCAGCUUGCCUCACCUGCUCAAGCCGCUGCUGGGGCUGAAGUUGCCCCGCAGCGACCUCUACAACUGUUUCUACGCCAUCGUGAACAAAUACAUCCCCAGGGAGUGCGUCCCGAAAGGACGACCCUUCCACCUUUACAGACUGUUGCUGCAGUACCAUGAGCCGGAGCUGUGCUCCUUCCUAGACACCAAAAAGAUCACACCCGACUCCUACGCCAUCAGCUGGCUGGGGAGUUUGUUUUCUAGUCACUGCAGUCCCGAAGUUACUCAGGCUCUGUGGGAUUCGUACCUCCAGCAGGCAGAUCCUUUCCUCAUCUUCUUCCUCAUGCUGAUCAUCCUCGUCAAUGCCAAAGAAACCAUCCUUGCAGAAGAAGCAGAGAGCAAAGAGGACAUCAUCAAAAUGUUGGAGAUGUCUCCUUCUCUGCUGGAAGCAGAAGACAUUGAAGAUUUGUUUUCAUUGGCCCAGCAUUACCAGAGCAAAACCCCGCUGUCACUUAGAAAGAUGAAUCAGAAUCUGUUUGGUAGCAGCCUGGUGGCUCUUAAAGAGGAAGAUACUGAUCUGAGUCAGGCUCUGUGUCUCCCCGUGUCUGUCCCAGAGAUCCUGCAGGCCAACCAGCUUCAACAGGACGGGGUGCGCUUCUUUGUGGUGGACUGUCGACCUGCAGAGCAGUACAACGCUGGACACCUGUCCACGGCCUUCCAUCUGGACUCUGACCUGGUGAGAGACGCCAACGGUGUUGAACUUUUGUUCUUUCUUCCUGAAACAUUUGAACUUUUCUCCCUGCAGAUGCUCCAGAACCCGUCCGAGUUCGCUCUGUCUGUGAAGUCCCUGUUGGAGGCUCAGAAGCAGUCUUUAGAGUCGGGCUCCAUCGCCAGCGGAGAGCACCUGUGCUUCAUGGGCAGCGGGAGAGAGGAGGAGGACAUGUACAUGAACAUGGUGCUGGCCCAUUUCCUACAGAAAAACAAAGAAUAUGUCAGCAUUGCUAAGGGAGGCUUUAUGGCCCUGCAGAAGCACCUGGUGGACAUGAACGUUGAAGGCCUCGACUCUUCAUACAUGAACUGGAUAGUCAGCACAUCUGGAUCUCACAGCAGCCUCAGCUCUGUGGAUGGAGAGUCUUUGAGCAGCCCUGGAGACGGCAAAGGCGUGAAGUCUCUGGUCAAUAAAAUGACUUUUGCUCUCAAGUCCAAGUCUGUUAACGUAAAGGAGAAGAUGAUCAGCUUCAUCGAGAACACGUCUACGCCUGUAGACAGAAUAUCUUUCAAUCUGCCUUGGCCAGAGAAGGUGAUUCCAGAUCGACACGUGAGCAGCAGCGACCGAGUUGGGAAACCGUACCGGGGCGUGAAGCCGGUCUUUAGCAUUGGCGACGAAGAGGAGUACGACACAGAUGAGAUCGACAGCUCCUCGAUGUCAGACGACGACCGAAAGGAGAUUGUGAACAUUCAGACUUGGAUCAACAAGCCCGACGUUAAACACCACAUUCCCUGUAAUGAAGUUAAAGAAACCGGUCACAUGUUUCCCAGUCACUUAUUGAUCACGGCGACCCACAUGUACUGCCUCAGGGAGAUUGCCUCCAGGAAAGGAUUUGCUUACAUCCAGUCCAGACAGGCGCUGAGCUCCGUGGUGAAGAUCACAUCCAAAAAGAAGCACCCAGAACUCAUCACCUUCAAAUUCGGGACCAACAAUUCAGCUGGAGUGGAAAUAUCUGCAGUUGAGAGAUAUUUGAUACCAAACGCAGGCGACGCCACAAAAGUCAUCAAGCAGCAGAUCAUGAAAGUAUUAGACGCUCUGGAGAGCUCGUAAGCGCAGGCUGCGGUCGCAGCAGGCGACACAAACUGUGAGAAGACUCGUCUCCUCCCCCGCUCCCCCGUUCCUGGGCGUCCUCCCUCCUGGACAGAUCCCAGUGCAGUGUUUGACUCUGACGCCCCCGCACCUCCUCCCGCUCCCCGUGUCUCCAGUUCCUGGGACGUUUUGGGACGCGCCGCCAACAGCAGGCCUGCGGGUCAGUGCUGCCCGUGUCCGAAUAACUUAGGUGCUCCGCAGUCAUCCAACCACUUUCCUGUGACUAAUUUAAGAAAAAUCGGUUAUGUCGUGUGUUCUUCCUUUUACAGUGCAGUUUGGCUUUGAUGUUGCUCUGGCCUUAACGUAGCAUACUGGCCACCCAGUGGCGAAUCUAUAAAACCCAUGCAUAACUGACCUUUUGAUUUGUCUUUUAGUUUUCUUGUGAUCUUUCUUUACAUACUCGGUAAAUUUAUUAUUCAUCAUUUUUAGUAUGUGUCAGCUAAGCUACAUAUUGGCAACACUGGCACAGAAUUCCUGCUUUUUUUUUUUUCUUUCUUUUUCUGAUAACGUUUCUCCCUUUCCAUCAGGUAGCCUUAAGCAGAAGUUAUUUGAAGGUGUUUAUAUAUAUAUAUAUAUAUCUAAUGUAUAUACUGUGUGAACUGCUCUGUCAAAACAGAAAUGUCAUUAUGAAAGCACAUCCUGAUGGAGAAAAUACAGGAAACUGUGGAGGUUUGAAACAUCCCUUGUUCCUACACUAAACGGUUUGCCUUUGAGUAUUUCUGUGGGCCAAUUUAUUCUCAUUUAUCCUCUUUAGCAUUCGUCUCUAAGCAGUUUGUAGUUCAAGAAGCCCCACCCAAGAGCUACGCUAGGAUCACUCCAGGAGGUUCAGUGAUUGCAGUCGACAAAAGCCGGAGGAACUCGUCCGCUCUUUCCUUCUCAUUCAGUUUAUUACGCAGGUCUCUUUGUUCGCCUCCUUGACGCGCAUAGAAAAUGUUUCGCUCCAAAUAGGAAUGAAAUAUUAGCUGACUGGUUAUGUUUCCAGACCAGUUUGGUGUUUUUGGUUGUAUUGAUCCAAACCGAGCCGCUUCGGUUGGCCUCAUGGCUGUGAUGUCAGUUUUGGGCACCAGCAGCGGCGGCUUCGCCCAUCAACAUGCAGUUUAUGUUCUCACAUUUGCUUUUGCUUACCGACGCAUUUUUGCUUUAAGGUUUCCUGUGCGGGCAGCAUGGGGAUCUAUUUAAGAGGAAAUUUCAGUUUCUACAGCACUCUGUAAAUUGUAUUUAUUUCUAAUCGCCCGUAUAAAAUCUAAAAAUCUUUUGAGAAAUGCCAUGGGGAAAAAAGAAAACCAAACUUGAAACAGAAGGUCUUAAUCGGGUUUGUCUUUUGGUCCAAUCCGUUCUUGUGUCGCCCUGUUUGUUGUGUUGUCGGUAUUCUCUCUGACUGGAACAUCCUCGACCGGGAGGGAGUUUUUACGUCACUCUGUAGCAUCAGACAGGACGCCGACCACUAUUUUGAAACGAAAGAAGUAUAAUUUACUUUGCGCCUUACUGUACUGCUAUUGUUUUCUAAACAUUUCUGGUUUUAAUAAAUGGAGAUUAUUGGACUGCA
Molecule: messenger RNA, 3773 nt
Organism: Xiphophorus maculatus (southern platyfish)
Lineage: Eukaryota; Metazoa; Chordata; Actinopteri; Cyprinodontiformes; Poeciliidae
Gene: tbc1d23
Product: TBC1 domain family member 23
Exons: 18
Coding region: 32-2188 (718 amino acids)
Biological process (GO): retrograde transport, endosome to Golgi; embryonic brain development
Cellular component (GO): trans-Golgi network
Source: RefSeq, a predicted model, not a curated record